Molecule: messenger RNA, 1833 nt
Organism: Photinus pyralis (common eastern firefly)
Lineage: Eukaryota; Metazoa; Arthropoda; Insecta; Coleoptera; Lampyridae
Product: glucose dehydrogenase [FAD, quinone]-like
Exons: 3
Coding region: 1-1833 (610 amino acids)
Molecular function (GO): flavin adenine dinucleotide binding; oxidoreductase activity, acting on CH-OH group of donors
Source: RefSeq, a predicted model, not a curated record
AUGCAUUUAGAAAAUUUCACGACUAUAGUUUUGUACAUCAUAACGGCAGGGUGCGACGCUGGAACAGUCGAACAUUUGCUCAAAAUAAUUGACCAAGAAACGAAGAGAUCGUACAACGUUCCACUUCCGACAAACGCCUCCAAAUUUGUGCCGCAUUCCAAUAUUUAUACCGAUUAUGGCACGUUCGAUCAUAUUAUAGUGGGCUGCGGAACAUCUGGAUCUGUUGUAGCGAGCAGGUUGAGUGAAGACAAAUUUCGAAAAGUUUUGGUUUUGGAGGCUGGUGGAAAUACAACAGAAUUUUCAGAUAUUCCCGGAAUGAUGGCCUACCUCUCGGGCUUGGAGCUUAAUUGGAAUUACAAAAGUGUGCCGAACGAUGAAGUAUCUUUAGCCAUGGUAAACAGAAGUAGUGCUAUUCCUAGAGGCAAAGUGCUCGGAGGAAGCGGCACCAUAAACGGUCUCGUUCAUACCAGAGGAAAUAAACGGGAUUACGAUAACUGGGCGCGUCAGGGUAACGUUGGUUGGUCCUAUCGUGACCUUUUGCCGUACUUCAAAAGGUCGGAACACUUCGUCUGCGAAGAUUCACCUUACCGUGGAAAGGGCGGGUACCUGAACGUGGUACCUUAUAAUGCGCGUAACUUACAGCAAGAAAUUUUUUUUGAGGCCAAUAAGGAAUUGGGCAGAGAGAAGAUUGAUUACAACGCUGAAAGUCAAAUAGGUUACGGUAAUGCGCAACUAAACACACUUAACGGACAAAGACAUAGCUCUUUUAACGCAUUUCUGAAGCCAGUUUUAGACAGGUCUAACCUUAGAGUAUUGACUGACAGCUUUGUAAUCAAACUCUUGGUCAAACAAAAAAGAGCUUACGGAGUUCUUUUUAGUCAAAACGGAAGAUUGUACGUAGCCAAAUCACGGGGAGAUGUUGUGCUAUCGGCUGGGACGUUUAAUUCUCCCCAGAUACUGAUGUUGUCAGGUAUAGGCCCAGAGGAACACCUGCAAGAAAUGGGUAUACACGUUGUUGAAAACUUACCUGUAGGAGACAACCUAGAGGAUCAUCCCGCGUUCACACAUUUCCAGUUUCUAACAAAUUAUACACAGCCCAAACGCAGCUUGGAAGAUUUGGUAAAAGGUUACGUGUCCGGUGACGGUUCUUUAACCAAUCCUCUGAGUGUGUAUGGUAUGGCUUUCCUAUCGACCAAAGCUUCUAGUAUACCCGACUAUCCCGAUAUUGAAGUAAUCUUAUCAAUUUUUCCGGGCAGAGAAACCGAAAAGCCAGACAACUUUUGGAAUCUGGAUAAGGAAACGCUUAAGAUAUUGGGCACAAACAGUGAUUCUGCGAAUACGUUGACCUUUUUUGUAUUCUGCUUGCACGCGAGGUCGAGGGGUUUGCUUCGAUUAACGUCAGCAAAUCCUUUUCAUUAUCCCACUAUUCGCUUGAAUCUACUUUCGGACGCGGGAAAUGAAGAUAUAGAGACUUUGUAUCAAGGCAUCCAAAUGGUGAUGGAGAUGACGCGCACAAACUCAUUCCGAAAAAUCGACACCAAACUGAAGGACAUCACACUCCCCGCUUGUAGCCAUCUUGAGUAUCUCUCUCGUGACUAUUGGUAUUGUCAAAUUCGCCAUAUGACGACUAGCUUGUUUCAUCCCACUGGUACGUGCCGAAUGGGACCACAUCCUAAAAUGGGAGCGGUUGUUGAUCCAGAAUUAAAAGUUUUCGGGGUGCGUAAUUUGAGAGUCGCCGAUGCGAGCAUCAUGCCAUCUGCUAUUUCUGGCCAUCCUAAUGCUCCUACCAUAAUGAUUGCGGAGAAAGCGGCGAACUUAAUUAGAGGACUUUAA